This is a messenger RNA of Papaver somniferum (opium poppy), 588 nucleotides long. RefSeq names its product ribonuclease H-like. Bases 1 to 588 code for a protein of 195 amino acids. The transcript has a single exon. Gene Ontology annotation, molecular function: RNA-DNA hybrid ribonuclease activity; nucleic acid binding. Lineage: Eukaryota; Viridiplantae; Streptophyta; Magnoliopsida; Ranunculales; Papaveraceae. The record is from RefSeq and is a predicted model, not a curated record.
AUGAAAGCUCCUAUGUGGAAUUCAACAUAUGAUCUUCAGAUUCUUAAAAGUUUUGGAUUACAAUGUAGAAGGUCAAAAGCUUCAAGAGUUCAAGAAAUAUUUUUCCAUUUACCAAGCAACAACCAGAUUCUUCUAUGUUGUGAUGGUGCUUCAAAAGGUAAUCCAGGUGUAUCUGGAUAUGGAUUCAUAGGUAGAAAUGAAACUGGAGAUUGCAUUGUUGCUCAGGCAGGUGGUUUGGGGAUAGCAACAAAUUUCUAUGCAGAGGUGAUGGCAGUCCUAUGUGCAGGAGAAUGGGCUAUAAGGAAUGAUCACCUGAAAGUUAUCUUCAGAUCAGACUCACAGGCAGCCAUUACAGCUUUUAUGACAGGUCAUAUUCCUUGGUUUGGAAUCACAAGAUGGAGGAUAAUCUGUCAGAAAUUGAUAUCUAUGAGCUUUAUUCAAAGCUUCAGAGAAAUAAAUUUCUCUGCAGAUUCAUUAGCAAAAAAAGGAGCAUCUUUGUCAAGAGGAGAAAUUAUUUACUUUACACACAGACCUUCCUUCCUACAGAGCAUUGAAACUGAAGAUCAACCUUACUAUAGAUUCAACUAG